Gossypium raimondii (Peruvian cotton) is the source of this 990-nucleotide messenger RNA. RefSeq names its product probable fructokinase-5. The transcript has 4 exons. Bases 1 to 984 code for a protein of 327 amino acids. Gene Ontology annotation, molecular function: fructokinase activity. The record is from RefSeq and is a predicted model, not a curated record. NCBI's taxonomy places the organism in Eukaryota, Viridiplantae, Streptophyta, Magnoliopsida, Malvales, Malvaceae. Gene Ontology annotation, cellular component: cytosol. Gene Ontology annotation, biological process: fructose metabolic process.
AUGAACAACAAUUCAGCAAAGAGCCCUAUGAUCGUCUCGUUCGGCGAGAUGCUAAUAGACUUCGUUCCUGAUGUUGCCGGCGUUUCCUUGGCUGAAUCCUACGCUUUCAUCAAAGCUCCCGGCGGCGCACCUGCUAACGUUGCAUGUGCCAUCGCUAAGCUCGGAGGCAACGCUGCCUUCAUUGGCAAAGUAGGAGACGAUGAGUUCGGUCACAUGUUGGCGAAUCUGUUGAAGAAGAGCGGAGUGAACAGCGACGGGAUCUGCUUUGACAAAGAUGCGAGGACUGCGUUGGCAUUCGUUACGCUGAAGGCGGAUGGGCAAAGGGAAUUCAUGUUUUAUCGAUCCCCUAGUGCGGAUAUGUUGUUGAAAGAAUCGGAGUUGAAAUUGGAUCUCAUUAAGCAAGCCAAGAUAUUCCAUUAUGGAUCCAUAAGUUUGAUAUCGGAACCCUGCAAAUCAGCUCACAUGGCCGCCAUGAAAGCGGCUAAACAGGCUGGGGUUUUGCUUUCUUAUGACCCUAAUGUUCGCUUGCCUUUGUGGCCUUCCCCUGAGGCUGCUAGGGAUGGGAUUAAGAGCAUAUGGGAUCAAGCUGAUUUUGUCAAGGUUAGUGAUGAUGAGGUGGAAUUUCUGACCAAAGGAGACCCUAAAAAGGAUGAUGUUGUUAUGUCUUUAUGGAAUGACAACUUCAAGUUGCUUAUUGUCACUGAUGGACCAGAAGGUUGCAGAUACUUCACUAAGAAAUUCAAAGGAAAGGUGAACGGCUACAAAGUGAAAACCAUCGACACCACCGGAGCCGGCGACGCUUUUGUCGGUGCAUUUCUACAAGCUGUAGCCAAAGAUCCAAAUCUCUUCAACGAUGAAAAUAAGCUGAAGGAGGCACUGGUGUUUGCAAAUGCAUGUGGAGCAAUUUCUACAACUCAAAAAGGAGCCAUCCCAUCCCUUCCUGACAAGGCUCAAGCUGAAAAUCUCAUCAAAGAAGCCAAAUGAUGUUCU